CCUGUUGCUCCCCUUAUGGUUUGCAAGCGUCAGCAGAUACAGAAGGUGAAAACAUAUCCAUUUCCGGUUCAUCGCAAAGUUCGCAAGGGCAUGGAAACGGAGGAAAAACACGAUGUUUCUCAGUAUUUGACGGUGUUACGUCGUGCAAAAUCUGAUAAUGAGAAGUUUGCAGCUUUGCUUAUGGUUGCCAAGACAACAAAGGACAAGUCAUGUGAUGUAAGCAUAAAGCGAGAAAUUCUUGAUGCAGUUGGAGGGAAGUUCUUCUCAAGGCUUCUAAAAACUAACAAAGUACCAGAUGAUUGUCCACCAAACAUCUACAAGAAUGUGGCAAUGUCAGUGCUGUCUGCCUUGUGUACUGAACCAGAAGUUGCUAACAGUCCAGUUCUCACAGAAAAUGUUACAAGCUUUAACAACAUUGUUCUUCUCAAUCCCGGAGAAGAGGAAGAUAAACAACUGGUAGAUGAUACCUAUGACUGUUUCAACAGCUUAUGUCAGUCAGAGCUUGGGUUGGAAUUUCUCCUCAAGGCUAAAUCUGUGUCUACUUUCUGCCAAGCUGUUAUCUCACAGAGCUAUGGUUUUGAGAAGGCACAUGAGCUGAUAUGUUGUGUGGUGUCAUGUUUUGGACCAGAUACAUGGAAUGGAUGUGAGCAAGCCUACCAUUCAUAUGUCAACUUCCUUGGGCGACAGUUUCUUGAGGAUGAGACAUUACACAAGUUUGAGAUGUGUAAAACACUCGUGUUCCUGCUGUCAGCUGCCCCCAAUGAUAAGGAGGAGACAGUGGAGCCGCCAUGGAUACGUCCAAUUGUUAGAGGUCUUGAUAAUAUACUGAGGAGCAAAAUUGGUCCAACACAGAGAGAACCUGCUCUAAAGCUAGCAUCUAUGAUGGUACAAGUGUGUGGUAUAUACUCUAUACAGCCACCUUACACAUAUGACUUUAAACUGUUCCUGCUCACUACACAUCUAUGCUGUGUAGAAGUAAGAAUGGUCCUGGAAGAUCAAGAUCUAACACUGGCUUCAGAUAAAGGGAGAUUACUGUCAUCAUGUUAUACAUUCUUGGAAAACGUGAUUAAUCAUCUGACAUCAGGGGCCACAAUUGAUAUUGAUGAUCGGCAAGUGAUGCAGCUGCACUGUGCAAUGGUGGGAGCCUUUGGUGCAGUGAUACACUUCCUAAAACGUGUUUCCAUAGAUACAAAUGUUCAGUGGAAUAGUAUUAUACUGGCUACUGUACGAGUGCUGGGAGCGUGGAUGGCUGAGGAGACAUCAGCAUUGAGGGAGGAAAUUUAUGAGCUUAUACCUUUCUUAAUACAGAUCAGUAAAAUGUGCAUACCCCCUGACAAAAUAAGAAAUAAAGCUAUUGAAUCCAGUAUUACACAAGGGGAAAACAGCGAAAUUGAUACAGAGAACAAAACCGCACUAGAAAGUGAAUCAAAAUCGAAUAAGGACCUGGAUAGUAAUGAGAAUAUCAAAGACAGUGUUGAACAAAUGGUUGUGGACAGCAGUGAAGAUCUCAAUAAGAAAAUGAAUGGUGUGACAGUUUCAGACACUGUUACUGAUAAAGAUAAUGGUUCUAUAGACAAAGUAGAAUGUAAUGGGGAAAAUGUAGCUUUAAGUAAGGGAUCAAAAGAUGAGGAAACUGCAUUAGAACAGUCAGAUAGUCAGGGUGGUAAGGAAGAAGAUAAAAAAACUGAUAAUGAAAAAGAUCAUGAAAAUUCAGGGACUGAAAAUGUUGAAAAUGAUAAAGAUUCUGUUGAAGAAGUAAAUUCUGUUGAGAACGCAAAGAGAAUAAGUGACUCUAGGCUAGAGAAGGAAGUUCUUAAUGUUGCAGAACUUCAAGAACUGCAUGAAAAGGCAGAUAUUUUACAUUUUCUGUUGCCUGCAUUGUGCCAUCUGACGGCGGAGGAAGAACCUCGACAUGUCCUGUUGAACUGUGGAGGUCUAGGUGUGCUUGAUUUGUACAUGUGGCGGCAGUGGGAGAGACUAGUUGAACAAGAAAACCUUAGAGAAACAUUGUCCAGUUUGGUGAUCUUGUGUAAUAUAUUCCUGAACUUGAUCAUAGUGGAGCCAGCACUGGUACCAGAAAACCAGGAAUUCUGUCAUAUACUGCUCCUUGUCUGUAAGGGUAUACACGUUGUUGAGCUUGAUCCAGAUUAUAUAGUGUUAUGGUCACAUAUGAUAACACUGGGGUUGAUGCUGAUCAGGGCCCUGCACUCUAACAUUGACGAGUUUCUAGAGAAGGACAGUGUGGACAGAUUCUUUGUGUCCUCUAUACGAUUCCUGAGUGGGGCGUACACGGCCAAACACAAGAAGAGACAAGCUACACUAGACAUCAUAGAUACAUACAAAAUGGCAUGGGAACAAAUAUCACAGACAUGGUUCCUCAGUAUGCAAGCAUUUGCAUACUGCGUGUCUGCAUAUCCAGAUUUACCCGGCAUCGUCUUAAAAACUGCUUGGUUACCUGGCCUUCUAAAAACACUCACAGACGUUAAGGCAAAUUCUGUUGCUGAGGAAACUAGGAGUUGUUUCUUGCUGUUGUUAACGGCAGUUGCUAAGGUGAAUAAGUCAGCAAAAUCUGUGAUAAGAGAGAAAGGAGGACUGGAUCUAGCCAGAUCAUUCAAGUCCCCAGAGUUACAAGAAAUCCUUCAAGCAUCAUAAACCAUAGAAACAUCUACCACUGGUAACCAUAGAAACAUCAACCACUGGUAACCAUAGAAACAUCAACCGCUGGUAACCAUUUAAAAGGAAGAAGAAGCCAUUGUUCAUUUUAUUCAAAGGCCUGCUGCCAUAUUCCACAGAGCUGAGUGUUCAAAUAUCUACUUGAAGAACAUGAUAGUUAUAUAAGAUGUGUGUUUGAUAAAAGAUAUCAGAGACUGAGUCUGUCAGUACAUUGUUACCUGUACAGUCAUACCUGUCUAUAAAGGCUACAGUUGGGACAACCCAAGUUAAGAUUAAGUUAGAAAUUGAAUAAAUGGUCUUUAAGGCCAGUUAGUUUUUGUUAACGGGUGAUGUUUAACCCAGAGUUAACUGCAUAAUUAUCUUUAUUGUUGUGAUGAAAACAGUUUAAACAAACACCUCCAUUUGAAACAACCAGUACAGUAAAAAAUUAGGUUGCUCAAUGAUACAAAUUUUGGGCAGCCCAAAUAUUGACUAUUUUUAAAUGGUAUAUAUAUAGAAACAACAAAUACUUAAAAGUUUUAUAUUUAUUUAUCAGAUUGAUUUUGUUUUAUUUUUUCCACUUUUUAAAAAAAAAAAUGUGCUCAGUUUUCAGCACAUGCUCAGACUCCCAAUUUUGGUCUCCAAAAUAUCUUCCCAGCCCUGCAAAAGGAUAUUAUAAGUACAUUUGUAAGUGCAUAGUUGAUUCAAUCUGAUGCAGACAAUUACCGAUGUAGGAAGCUUUUUUUAAUCUAUCAUCAAUAAACAAUAUCAUUAGCGUCUCAAAUACAUCAACAUACAAACAGUUUACAUAAUUGGAGAAUAUAUCCGGGCAAUUCUCACAGCGUGCAAACGUUUUGAAUUAUCUGUUCCAUCCUGAUUGAGAAAUGAGCAGAAAUUAUUGAAACAUGUGCUCAAAUUUAGGAAUAGAUUAAUACACAGAGAAUAGGUAACAUGCUCAGGCAACCAAGUUAUAGGCUUUUAAUCCAGCCAUAGUAAUUUCAUAUAGAAAGUCAAAAAAUGAUAGCCCAGACUCAAGUGGGCUUGGUUGCUGAAGUCAUCUAGUAUGCUAAAGCAAGUAGUGUUUCUCUGUAUUGAUUUGCAUACAUAUAAAUACACAGAUUGGUUUGUAUUGUGAAUAUACAGAUGCAAUACAAAUUCUCUACAGAGUGUUCUACUGGAAACAUUUAAGUGAAAAUCUCUUCUGUGUGCUUCUUUAUUACAUGCAGAAACAGUACUUCUGCCCUUUUACAACACUUUAUUAUAGAGGUGUUUGCUCUUUGGAGGUGGCGUAAACCGAGAUCAUACUGAAUUCUUCAAUUUGAAAAUAAGAAAAUUAAGGUGGAUUUAUAUUUGGCCUUGUGUGUUGAACCAUGUAUUUAUUGAACCUCAUGUAAUUAUGCCCCCCUUCGAAGGAGGGGUAUAUUGUUUUGCAGAUGUAAGUCGGAAUGUAGACUAAUCCGUUUCUAGAUGAUAAAUCAAGAAUGCUUUGGCCUAGGAACAUGAAAGUUGAUAGUGAGGUUGGUCAUGACCAGCAGAUGACCCCUAUUGAUUUUGAGGCCAGUAGGCUAAAGGCCAAGGUCACAGUGACCCAGAACAGUUAAAUCAUUUCCAGAUGAUAAUUUGAGAACACUUGGGCCUUGGAUCAGGAAACUUAAUAGGGAGGUUGAUCAUGACCAGCAGGUGACCUCUAUUGAUUUUGAGGUCAGUAGGUCAAAAGGUCAAGGUCACAUUGACCCAGAACAGUAGAAAUUUUGGUUACAGUGAUCAAAUAAUUUCUGUUCCUUGUGCAAUUACUGAAUGCAUCAAUGGGGGGGGGGCAUUUCAUAUUCUACAAGCUCUAGACUUGUUGAUUAUAGUUUGAUAAGGAUUUCAGCCGAUACCAUAUGAUCUACAAAUUCAGAAUUUCCUUAGUUAAGAGGAUUUGACAUAAUUCUGUUACAUUGUAUAGAAAAAAAACAAAACCAUCUUUAUGAUUUUUCUGUUAGAUAUUUAUUUCAGUAAAUGAUUUAACCAACUACAAAAGAGUGUGUUUACUUAAUGAGAAAUAGGCACUUGAAAUAAACAUUGCUCAAGAUUUCUUGAUGUCAGGGUCUAAGGUUAUAAUAAGUUUGAAGACCAGUCAAAAAGUUCUAGCACCUGAUUUGUUGUUUUGAGCACAGUUUUACAACUGACCAAUGGCAAGGCUGCAUUUCUAGGCUGGUCUACAAACUUGAGUCUAUUAUCUUGAACCAGUUUUUUGUUACAUCUGUUAAGAGAUUUUGAUAUGUAUAUUUUUGCACUUGUUCUUCAAUGUUGCUAUUGGAUAUUUAUAUAACUUUUAUGUGUUUUUAACUAAUGCAGAUUUUUGAUUGUAAAGUAUUUGUUUUUUGAUUGUUGUGGAUUUUCAAAUAUUAAAACAUCAGAAAAAAUAA
Messenger RNA from Mercenaria mercenaria, 5063 nucleotides. Its product is annotated as neurochondrin-like. The transcript is spliced from 18 exons. Gene Ontology annotation, cellular component: dendrite. NCBI's taxonomy places the organism in Eukaryota, Metazoa, Mollusca, Bivalvia, Venerida, Veneridae. The coding region runs from base 16 to 2652 and encodes 878 amino acids. The record is from RefSeq and is a predicted model, not a curated record. Gene Ontology annotation, biological process: neuron projection development; regulation of neuronal synaptic plasticity.